Molecule: messenger RNA, 1014 nt
Organism: Pleurotus ostreatus (oyster mushroom)
Lineage: Eukaryota; Fungi; Basidiomycota; Agaricomycetes; Agaricales; Pleurotaceae
Exons: 5
Coding region: 1-1014 (337 amino acids)
Molecular function (GO): DNA binding
Source: RefSeq, a predicted model, not a curated record
AUGCAGAACCCCCUAGGUAGCCAUACCUCCGUCACGCACCCUUCCCUCCAUAUUAGGGACGCCAACGAUGCCCACAUCAUCCUUGAAGCCGUACGACUCAACAUACUUCCUCUCAUUAAGCGUCGACUGGCCACCACGGAACGCGAACAACUGAAAACAGGCAAUGUCUUCGUUUGGGAGGAAGCGGAAGACGACGGUGGCUUACUCCGGUGGACGGAUGGUCGACGAUGGUCACAAAGUCGAAUGAGAGGGGACUACCUCUAUUACGAAGAGAAGGUCGAGACUACACAAGACGAAAAGGACGCUAAAGCCGCCAGAAGGGCGAGAAGAGCAUCGGACCCCACCGCCAUCAUCCCCCCGCCAACGCGGCGAAAGGACCGACCGACGAAGCCCAAUGGGUUGACAAAGCAGACAUACUCUGCGUUGGUACAGCUACCGGGCUCUCCGUCUCCUAAAAAGUGGCACGUUGUCGCAUAUUUCUCGGGGAAUGACUAUACGAGAUUGCCCGUCAUCGAGAACUACGAGUACUUGCGUAAUGUAAGGGUUCCACCUGGCAUUUACGUUUCUAGCAAAGCAGGCGCUCGAUUAGACCAGAUGCCGGCAUUUCCUGAAGAAAUAGACGAUUAUGGAACCCCAGAACGUCACCUUCACCCUAGUGGAGAGAUGCACACAGAUCCGCGAGUGAAGGCACAUCUCCAGCCCUACCCCGGCCACUACGCGUAUGGAUAUCCCACCUCGCCACCUUCGUCUUCGUCUUCGCCCCCCUCAUCCUUGAUGUCACGCUAUCUUUCGCCACCGCUGGCGCCAACGAAAGUUCACGACCGACAGGAAAAAGUGAUAUUGCCUCCGUUGUCAUCGCUAUGUGAUCCUGAAUCAAGACCGAGGUUGCACCAUCGGCAAACGACUCCAGCUGGACACUAUGUGCAUCCGUCAGAACGAUCUCCAACAUCCAAGUAUGCGCCUCUAUCGCCCGAAGAUCGCCGAGUUCUAGAUAGCUUCAAAAUUGUUCUAUAG